AUGGGCGAGGGCGGACUGCCCCCGGCCUUGCAGCUGCUGCUGCGCGCCUGCGACCAGGGCGACACGGACACGGCGCGGCGGCUGCUCGAGCCGGGGUCGGCGGAGCCGGCCGAGCGCGGCGCCGAGUCGGAGGCGGGCGCCGAGUCCGAGGCGGGGGCCGGGCCCGGGGCGGCGGCGGCGGCGGCGGUGGCGGCUCCGGGAGCUCCGGUGCCCGUGGACUGCUCGGACGAGGCGGGCAACACGGCGCUGCAGUUCGCCGCGGCCGGGGGCCACGAGCCGCUCGUGCGCUUCCUGCUGCGCCGCGGCGCCUCGGUCAACAGCCGCAACCACUACGGCUGGAGUGCGCUCAUGCAGGCGGCCAGAUGUGGGCAUGUGAAUGUGGCACACCUCCUGUUGGAUCACGGGGCUGAUGUCAAUGCCCAGAACCGGCUAGGGGCCAGUGUGCUCACCGUGGCCUCUCGGGGUGGCCACCUAGGUGUGGUGAAGCUGCUGUUGGAGACUGGAGCCAUCGUGGACCACCACCAGCCUUCCAGCGAACAACCAGCCGUGGGUAACAGCAGGGAUGAACUGCUGGGCAUCACGGCCCUGAUGGCCGCCAUCCAGCAUGGACAUGAGGCUGUCGUGCGCCUACUAAUGGAGUGGGGCGCAGACCCCAACCACGCAGCCCGGACAGUGGGCUGGAGCCCACUGAUGCUGGCAGCCCUCAUUGGGAAACUCAGUGUGGUGCAGCAGCUGGUGGAGAAAGGAGCCAACCCAGACCACCUCAGCGUGUUGGAGAAGACUGCCUUUGAGAUUGCCCUUGACCGAAAGCACAGGGACCUGGCUGACUACCUGGACCCACUGACCACUGUCAGGCCCAAAACAGAUGAGGAGAAAAGACGACCUGAUAUUUUCCACGCACUCAAGAUGGGAAACUUCCAGCUGGUUAAGGAGAUUGCUGAUGAAGACCCCAACCAUGUGAACCUGGUCAAUGGAGACGGGGCCACCCCUCUGAUGCUGGCAGCCGUCACAGGGCAGCUCCCCCUGGUUCAGCUGUUGGUGGAGAGACAUGCUGAUGUGGACAAGCAGGACAGUGUGCAUGGCUGGACGGCACUCAUGCAGGCCACCUACCAUGGGAAUAAAGAAAUUGUCAAAUAUCUGCUGAAUCAAGGGGCUGAUGUCACGCUUCGAGCCAAAAAUGGGUACACGGCCUUUGAUCUGGUGAUGCUGCUGAAUGACCCCGACACGGAACUUGUUCGGCUGCUGGCGUCUGUGUGCAUGCAGGUGAAUAAGGAGAAAGCGCGGCCCAGCCACCCGCCGCCCCUGCCCCCCUCGAAGGUCAGACAGCCCUGGAGCAUCCCAGUGCUACCCGAUGACAAGGGUGGGCUAAAGUCCUGGUGGAACCGGAUGUCCAAUAGGUUCCGCAAGCUCAAGCUGAUGCAGACGCUGCCCCGCGGGCUGGCCGGCAGCCAGCUCCUGCCUUUCUCCGAUGACCCCGAGCCGGCCCUGGACUCCACGAUGCGGGCGGCCCCCCAGGACAGGACCAGCUGUUCUGGGCCCCCUGAGGUGGACCACAGGACCAAAGACAGUGGAGCCGGGAGCCUGAGAGGAGAGAAGGAAGAUGCAUUAUUGACGACCAUGCUGCGAAAUGGAGCUCCCUUCCCCCGACUCCCGAGUGACAAGCUGAAGGCUGUCAUCCCACCUUUCCUGCCCCCGUCCAGCUUUGAGCUGUGGAGCUCAGACAGGUCCCGGACACGUCACAAUGGGAAGGCUGACCCCACGAAGACUGUGUUGCCUCCAAGAGCCAGCAGGGCCCAUCCCAUGGGUGGCGGGACUACAGACACUGCUGCUAUCAGGUCCGUGAAAUUCCCCAGCAUCUCCAGAAGUCCUGCCUCUCCCAGCAGCUCGGGGAACUUCAACCAUUCUCCUCAUUCCUCGGGGGGUUCCAGUGGAGUUGGGGGCAUAAGCAGACUCGGUGGGGAGCUGCAUAAUCGCUCAGGUGGCAGCAUAGACAGCGUUUUGUCCCAGAUUGCCGCUCAGAGGAAGAAGGCAGCUGGAUUAUCUGAGCAGAAGCCCAGCCAGCAGUCAAGUCCUGCGGGGCCAGCGCUGGGCUCCAGCCCCCCUGAGCUUCCGGUCUCUCCCGUGUGCAGUGGCAGCACUUCCGGUAGCAAGCAGAAACUGGACACCAGCAAACGGCCUCCAUCUGGAACUUCCAGUACCUCCAAAAGUACCUCCCCAACCCUCACGCCCUCCCCCUCCCCCAAAGGCCACACUGCGGAGUCCUCAGUGUCUUCCUCCUCAUCCCAUCGGCAGUCCAAGAGCAGUGGGGGCUCCAGCAGCGGCACCAUCACAGAUGAGGAUGAGCUGACUGGAAUCCUUAAGAAAUUAUCACUUGAGAAAUACCAGCCCAUCUUUGAGGAACAAGAGGUAGACAUGGAAGCCUUCCUCACACUCACCGACGGCGACCUGCAGGAGCUGGGCAUUAAGACGGAUGGGUCCCGGCAGCAGAUCCUGGCAGCCAUCUCCGAACUGAAUGCAGGCAAGGGACGCGAGAGGCAAAUUCUACAGGAGACCAUUCACAACUUCCAUUCUUCCUUUGAGAGCAGCGCCAGCAACGCCAGGCCCCCUGGCAACAGACCUGCCAUGGCCGGGUGGGUGAGGCCAGAAGAAGCUGCAUCCAGCAAGAGGUAGCAGCAGCUCAGAUGGCUCUGCUGGCAUCAGAGCCCUGAGGCAUCACGUACUGGCUAGCGGACCCCUGCCCUCUCACUGGGCCUGCCCCCAGGUGUUUGCAUCCGUGACACUCCGAGCAAAUGGGCAUAAAGAAAGGAGACCAUCUGGCCAGAUCAUCAGAGCUGACCUGGCAGCAGAGAGGACGAGGGACGCCCUUCCAUUUGGAAUUGCCCGGCAGCAUUGUGCAGACCAGAUGGCUGCAGACAUCUACCUUGAUCUGUGCAUCCAAGUGGGUCUCACCUGCGAAGCUGAGACCCUUCCAGAGAAGAUUCUGCACCCAAAUGAAGGGGACCUCACAGAAGAUGUGGGUGGUGAAGCGACCUUUGGCUGUCUCUGUCUAUUUCAAGCAAGUUAAUCUGUUCAACUAAUGGGUCCUGCUCAAUGUGUAGAGAGGCUUGAAUGUGCCCCCCCUCACCACCCAAUAAAGUUGGUGUCAAAUUCUUCAGGACUGGUAGGAGAGGGUGGUAAACCUCUUCCCUUUGGAGUUUUACACUCACUUGCCAGAUAGAUACUUAAGGCUUGUCAAGUUCCCCACUAGCCUUGGGGUGCUGCCUUCUUAAGAGCAGACUUGGGGUUCAGCCCCAGUUGCAAAAGAGCCGGGAAGCCGGGCCCCAACGGACAGUGGGUGGUUCAGGUGGUAAGGGUGAGGGAAAUUAACAUACGUCAUGUGAGGAGUGACCACAAGUCCAGUUUACUUGUCUCCAAAACCACACUCAGCUACCCAAGGCUGUCUAGGGCUCUGCUACUGGGGUGGAGGCAACUCUCCCCUCAGCAGAAUCCUCUUCCUAUUAGAGCCUUCUCUCCAGGGCUAGCAGACAGAGCACUAGCUUCAAUGGGGACAUCUGAUGUCUCAAGCUCUCUCUAGGGCCACUGUAUCUACUGGUCAGAGACCAGGGUGCCAUCUUGUAUCAGCCCUACAGAGCCAGUUUCCAUUUUCCUCAUAUCGAACUCCAUAUUAAAUUAAUAUUUCCAUGCCAA
Jaculus jaculus (lesser Egyptian jerboa) is the source of this 3687-nucleotide messenger RNA. RefSeq names its product ankyrin repeat and sterile alpha motif domain containing 6 (gene Anks6). Gene Ontology annotation, biological process: innate immune response. NCBI's taxonomy places the organism in Eukaryota, Metazoa, Chordata, Mammalia, Rodentia, Dipodidae. The record is from RefSeq and is a predicted model, not a curated record. The transcript has 16 exons. Bases 1 to 2670 code for a protein of 889 amino acids. Gene Ontology annotation, cellular component: cytoplasm. Gene Ontology annotation, molecular function: protein binding.